AAAAAUGGAACCCACCAGCAGUGUGAGGAGACCUGAAAGUGGCACAUGGCAGAGUGUGGCGAUGGAGACAGCAGCAAUGGGAGGCCGUACAGGGACCCAUGAGACACUCUGGACCUGGCAGCAGCAUGAGGAGGCGGUACAGGGGCCCAUGGCAGAUUACGGGCCUGGCAGCAGCAAUGGGAGGCCCGUAAUCUGCCAGCACCCUAUGACAAAAUGGAACCCACCAGCAGUGUGAGGAGACCUGAAAGUGCGCCAUGGAACUCUGGGCCUGGAAACGCUGAGGAGGCGGUAACGGGGGCCCUGGCAAUUACGGCCUGGGACAGCA
Staurois parvus is the source of this 325-nucleotide messenger RNA. The record is from the annotation of a GenBank genome assembly. NCBI's taxonomy places the organism in Eukaryota, Metazoa, Chordata, Amphibia, Anura, Ranidae.